CGGUUUCACACAAAGGUACCUCACAGUUUGGUGUUGAGCUUCUUACCCUCUCAAUCCAAUCGCAGUCAAUAAGAGACACGGCACAAUGCUCCUCGCCAUUAGCGACGUUUGGAAAUCCGAAUCGACAAGGCCGCCACCAGACCAUCACAUUAUCCGCGCUCCCACGGCACAUGGCGACUCUGGCUGGGCGUCGUAUAUCCCCUCGUGGGCUCCCUCUCCCCGGCGGACACGUCCUUCCCUGUCCAAGAACCCAAUAGCAGGUUUUCGUAAUCCCUGGCCUUCCUGGCACAAGCCCACGGCUUCCGAAAUUUGGGACAGCUUCAGUUGGGGCGCAGACGAUGACCCCUGCAUCGACCUGGCAGCUUCGCAUCUCGACGGCGAACACCCUGCUACAAAGUUUGAACCGAGCCAACUACCGAACUUCAGCGACCUCAGUGAUUGGCCUGGUUCACUCGGCGCCAAAGCAGCUCGGUUGUUGCGGAUCGAGAAGCCAGACUUCUCAUUCCCUCCGGGCAACACCAGGGCCAAAGUAACAUGGCUCGGCCACGCAAGCGUCCUUGUGCAGCUUCCUUCGAUCACACCAGGAGAAGACCAGCCGGUGCGAUGCCUUUUUGAUCCCACCUUCUCGAUGCGCUGCUCUCCAAGCCAGAAUGCUGGUCCCAUACGCUCGUACCCGCCUCCCUGUGAUGUCGCGCAUCUUCCUCCCAUCCAUGCCGUCUUUAUCAGUCACAACCACUACGAUCACAUGGACUGCGACACUCUCGUGGCCAUCUGGAAACACAGCCAUGACUCAGUCCGCUUCUUCGUUCCCUUGGGAAACAAGCCGCGGCUGAUGGAAUGGGGCAUCUUUGCCGAUCGCGUCACAGAAAUGGACUGGUGGGAUUCAGCUGGGCUCAUCUACCCAUCCUCGAUCGGGGGGCAGAUCGUAGUCACCUGCACCCCGGCGCAGCACAACAGCUGGCGAUCCGGCGUCGACGCCGACUCAACGCUCUGGUCGAGCUGGUGUGUGGAGCAUUAUGCUCCUGAUCAGCAGAAGCAGCCGUACCGCGUCUUUUUCGCUGGCGACACGGGCUACCAGUUCCAUGGUGACCCUUCCUGGCCUCCUCGCCCCCCUCGUCUAGGCAGCUUCGAACCGGCUAGUCCUCCCGCAGCAUCCACCCAGAAAAGAGGGAGAGAAGAGGUGAGGGAGCUCCCGCCUUGUCCCGCCUUCGCACAGAUACGAGAGCGCAUCGGCCCGCAGCAUCUCUUAUUGCUACCCGUCUCGGUCGGCGCGUCGUUUGCCUAUUUGAGGAGCUUCGUUCCUCUGCCCGACUGGAUCAACCCUUUUCCGCGGCACAGCCCCGGCGUCACGGGGGCGAACCAUAUGCCCCCGUGGGAUGCGGUUCAGGUGUUGAAGGUCAUGACUGAGAGUGAGGAGAACGUCGAGACCGAUGAUGGCCGGGAAGAGGCGGCGGAGGUUAUGCCGAUCGUGGCCGUUGCUAUGCACUGGGGCACGUUCGUCACGGAGCCGAUCGAGGUGCUCAAGACGCUGGGGCAACUUGAGUGGGCUUGUCAACAGCACGGCGUGCGCUUUGCAAGGUCCCUGGAUGGCCUCGAUGCCGCAGGGAAGGAGGCUGAUGGGCCGAAUGGGAGCGUUGAGCGGCCAGGCCUGAGUGAGCCAUGGUUUGUGGCACUAAACCAUGGUCAGAGUGUUACUGUAUAGGUAAAAAUGCUGGCCGGAUCUGCACAUUCGCUUGUUGCGAACAUUACAUCUUCUCUCUGCGCUUGCCAAUAUAUGCGUGUUGGAGCGCAUGCAGGCAAUUGGGAGUCCCCUGAAAGCUUAUGUUUCGCUCUGCAUUUCUAGACGGAGCGAUAGAGUCCGCAGCAGCACAACUUUCCCGUCGUCUCAGCCCAAUUGUAGGCUCCUGAUCGCACUGCAACUAUUCGACAACAGUGUGCAGGAACACAUGGAAACUUUGGAUCAUGGUUAGGUAGGGUUCCCUUUGCAGGCAUUCGCAAGUUCACUUAGUACUGUGUCUGCUCCCUGCUUAGGUGACUCUACUGAGUCUACUGCAUGCCGCACAACAUCCGGGCAUACUCACAAUGAGGGCGUCAACCAGUCUGAAACUUCCACGGGGAUGU
Canariomyces notabilis is the source of this 2121-nucleotide messenger RNA. Its product is annotated as Metallo-hydrolase/oxidoreductase. Gene Ontology annotation, molecular function: N-acylphosphatidylethanolamine-specific phospholipase D activity. The coding region runs from base 86 to 1702 and encodes 538 amino acids. The record is from RefSeq and is a predicted model, not a curated record. NCBI's taxonomy places the organism in Eukaryota, Fungi, Ascomycota, Sordariomycetes, Sordariales, Chaetomiaceae. Gene Ontology annotation, cellular component: membrane-bounded organelle; cytoplasm. Gene Ontology annotation, biological process: N-acylphosphatidylethanolamine metabolic process; N-acylethanolamine metabolic process. The transcript is spliced from 2 exons.